CGGCGGGGCGAUGUGUGAUUACCAUGGCGAGGAGUCUCUGUCCGGGGGCCUGGCUAAGGAAACCCUAUUACCUCCAGGACCAAGGAGCUUCUUUUCUGAAACCAGUGCUGUUUGGACUCUGUGAAAGUACACUUUGUUCUAGGAGAAUUGGCUCGCUUUUCAUAUGUGCGGAUGAAAUAUCUUUUCUUUUCCUGGUUGGCGGUUUUUGUUGGAAGCUGGAUUAUAUAUGUGCAGUACUCUACCUAUACAGAACUAUGCAGAGGGAAGGACUGUAAGAAAAUAAUAUGUGACAAGUACAAGACUGGAGUUAUUGAUGGGCCUGCAUGUAAUAGCCUUUGUGUUACAGAAACUCUUUACUUUGGGAAAUGCUUAUCCACCAAGCCCAGCAAUCAGAUGUAUUUAGGGAUUUGGGGUAAUCUGCCAGGUGUUGUGAAAUGUCAAAUGGAACAAGCACUUCAUCUUGAUUUUGGGACUGAAUUGGAACCAAGGAAAGAAAUAGUGCUAUUUGAUAAGCCAACUAGGGGAACUACCGUACAGAAAUUCAAAGAAAUGGUCUACAGUCUCUUUAAAGCAAAGUUGGGUGACCAAGGAAAUCUCUCUGAACUGGUUAAUCUCAUCUUGACGGUGGCUGAUGGAGACAAAGAUGGCCAGGUUUCCUUGGGAGAAGCAAAGUCAGCAUGGGCACUUCUUCAACUAAAUGAAUUUCUUCUCAUGGUGAUACUUCAAGAUAAAGAACAUACCCCCAAAUUAAUGGGAUUCUGUGGUGAUCUUUAUGUGAUGGAAAGUGUUGAAUAUACCUCUCUUUAUGGAAUAAGCCUUCCAUGGGUCAUUGAACUUUUUAUUCCAUCUGGGUUCAGAAGAAGCAUGGAUCAGCUGUUCACACCAUCAUGGCCUAGAAAGGCUAAAAUAGCCAUAGGACUCCUAGAAUUUGUGGAAGAUGUUUUCCACGGCCCCUAUGGAAACUUCCUAAUGUGUGAUAUUAGUGCCAAAAACCUAGGUUAUAACGAUAAGUAUGAUUUGAAAAUGGUGGACAUGAGAAAAAUUGUGCCAGAGACAAACCUGAAAGAAAUUAUAAAGGAUCGCCACUGUGAGUCUGAUUUGGACUGUGUUUAUGGCACUGAUUGUCGAACUAGCUGUGAUCAGAGUACAAUGAAGUGUACUUCAGAAGUGAUACAACCCAACUUAGCAAAAGCCUGUCAGUUACUCAAAGACUACCUACUGCGUGGUGCUCCAAGUGAAAUUCGUGAGGAACUGGAAAAGCAACUUUAUUCUUGUAUUGCUCUCAAAGUCACAGCAAAUCAAAUGGAAAUGGAACAUUCUUUGAUACUAAAUAACCUAAAAACAUUACUGUGGAAGAAAAUUUCCUAUACAAAUGACUCUUAAUUCAUUUGGACAUUGUGAUUAUAGGAAACAAUUCUAAGGAAAAAUUUUGAGCAUUUAAAAAAAAGAUGGCUUCUGAUUCAAAUCCUUGCCAGUUACACAAACCCCUUUCCCCUGGUUUUAAGAAGUCAUCAUCUUGAGAUACAUAUUGAUUGCUGAAGUAAUGGCAGGAAGUAUAGGAUGAACAGGUCCAAAGAUUUCAUUCCUAUUGGAAGCCCUGGUAGAUUUUCCAGUACAUUCACUGUGUAACUAUUUUGACUCAUGACCUAAAAUAAUGCUGUGAAAUCCUCAUUCCAUAAACAUUAACAGUGCAAGUAUUUUGUAGAUUUGUUAGCCAAAAUACCAUUGCUGGAAUUGUUUGCAUUGAAACAUUGAAGCUGCUG
Molecule: messenger RNA, 1763 nt
Organism: Lontra canadensis (Northern American river otter)
Lineage: Eukaryota; Metazoa; Chordata; Mammalia; Carnivora; Mustelidae
Gene: DIPK1A
Product: divergent protein kinase domain 1A
Exons: 6
Coding region: 172-1383 (403 amino acids)
Source: RefSeq, a predicted model, not a curated record